UUGAGCAGUCAACUUUUAGCGUUGUACCUUGGGGAACUGCUCCACAGAUCGUAUAGAGCCCAGUUUGGCCACUUGAUUGAAUUAAUACCUUCAACACAUUCAAGAUGAUGAACAGCCUGAAGAAACUGCCUGUGCGCAUGCUGGUAAAUGCCGCUGCACGUCAGCAAAAUGCUGCGAUGUCCUCGACCACAGGUCUUCCCCCACCACUCACCUUCCUCACCGACGACGAGAAGAUGAUGAAGGAGACUGUUGCCAAAUUGGCCCAGGAUCAGAUCCAGCCUCUGGUCAAGAAAAUGGACUUUGAGCACAAGUUUGAUCCCUCUGUGGUUAAGGCCGUCUUCGAAAAUGGUCUCAUGGGCAUUGAGAUCGAUACCGAGCUUGGCGGCAGUGGCUGCAACUUCAUGACCAACAUCAUCGUUGUGGAGGAGUUGUCCAAGAUCGAUCCCGCCGUGGCUGCCUUUGUGGACAUUCACAACACUCUGGUCAACUCCCUGAUGAUCAAGUUCGGCAAUGACGCCCAGAAGGCCAAGUACCUGCCGAAAUUGGCCCAGGAGUAUGCCGGCAGCUUUGCUCUGACCGAGCCCGGAGCAGGAUCCGAUGCCUUCUCCCUGAAGACUGUGGCCAAGAAGGACGGCAAGGACUAUGUGAUCAAUGGCACCAAGAUGUGGAUCUCCAACUCGGAUGUGGCUGGAGUUUUCCUGGUCUUUGCCAACGCCAAGCCUGAAGAUGGCUACCGUGGCAUUACCACCUUCAUUGUGGACCGCGAUACUCCUGGACUGAUUGUGAACAAGCCUGAGGACAAGCUGGGCAUCCGCGCUUCCGGCACCUGCAUGAUCACCUUCGACAAUGUCCGCGUGCCCGAGGAGAACAUCCUGGGAACCUUCGGCCAUGGCUACAAGUACGCCGCCGGUUUCCUGAACGAGGGCCGUAUCGGUAUUGCUGCCCAGAUGGUGGGCCUGGCUCAGGGCACCUUCGAUGCCACCAUUCCCUACCUGCUGGAGCGCAAGCAGUUCGGCGAAGCCAUCUACAACUUCCAGUCGAUGCAGCACCAGAUCGCCACCGUGGCCACCGAAAUCGAAGCCGCCCGCCUUAUGACCUACAAUGCCGCCCGUCUGCAGGAGCAGGGUGUGCCCUUCCUGAAGGAGGCCGCCAUGGCCAAGUACUACGCCUCCGAGGUUGCCCAGAGGGCGGCCAUCAAGUGCGUGGACUGGAUGGGCGGUGUUGGCUUCACCCGCGACUUCCCCCAGGAGAAGUACUACCGUGACGUCAAGAUCGGAGCCAUCUACGAGGGCACCACCAACAUGCAACUGAGCACCAUUGCCAAGUGCAUCAAGAAGGAUUACUCUGGCUAGGAUCGUAACCCAAAUCCUUUGUCAUCUAAUCCUAUACACAAGCUGAGAUAUCGUACGUCAGAUACGUCAAGUGCAUUUAUGUGUGAGAACUGCAGGAACAUUUCUUCGGUAAUCUGAUUUCAGUUCUCUCCAUGUUACCUUAGCAUUUAGCACAUAGUCUUUUUGUUAUAUUGUAUCAAAUACAAUUAAAUUUACAUUUUAAUAUAAUUG
Drosophila bipectinata is the source of this 1562-nucleotide messenger RNA. RefSeq names its product short/branched chain specific acyl-CoA dehydrogenase, mitochondrial. Gene Ontology annotation, cellular component: mitochondrion. The record is from RefSeq and is a predicted model, not a curated record. Gene Ontology annotation, molecular function: acyl-CoA dehydrogenase activity; flavin adenine dinucleotide binding. Lineage: Eukaryota; Metazoa; Arthropoda; Insecta; Diptera; Drosophilidae.